AUGUUCGAUGUGAUACCGAGUUAUGAGAAGGCCACACUCGUGGCUGGAGCGGCAAUUUUGCUAGGAGUCCUGUGGGUUAUAGGAGUUGUCAUCUACCGACUGAGGUUCCAUGCUUUGGCCAAUUUUCCUGGCCCAAAAUUCAAUGCUAUAUCAUCCAUCCCUACCAUCAGAUCGCUUCUCCAGGCGAGGCGACCGAUGGACAUCAAGAUACUCCAUGAUAAAUUCGGUCCUGUGGUCCGGGUGGGUCCAAAUGAGCUCACUUUCAAUUCUGCGAAGGCCUGGCGGGAUAUCUAUCUCCAAGGCAUGCAAAAAGAUGCAAUUCACGUCGGCACCGUCAAAGGAUUACCUGAGGCCCUUCCCAUGAACAUGGCAGACGAGGUUACGCACUCCCGCCUUCGCCGUGCGAUCGCUCCCGCAUUCUCAGCGAAGGCAAUACUGGAGCAAGAAGAUGUUAUCCAGGCACAGGUCACGCGAUUGAUGGAAGUUGUUCACUGUAUGGGAAACAAGAAGGAAGUCUUUAAUAUGGCCGAGUGUUACAAGAUAACGACAUUGGAUAUUAUUCUGGCUCUCAUUUUUGGAGAGGAGCUUGGAUGCCUAGAAGAAGGAGAAUCCAAUGACUGGGCACCAAUAGUAAGUCAAACAGUGAAAGAAAGUGCCUCUGAACAAGCCAUUCGGCGCUUAUUUGGACAUGGGACUAUCCUCUACAGAUUACUGAUCGGGUUCAUCCCGGUUAAACUUCGGGCGCAUAUGGAUAAACAUCUUAUUCUUAGUGUAAGCCUAGCCAGGCGACGAUUAGAGGCGAACACUGUUCGCAAAGACCUCAUGUCCCUUAUCAUGCAGCAGAGGGAAAUCAAAGGCGAGAUUUCCGCAGACGAAAUACUCGUAAACUCGGCCGUUCUUCUAUUCGCUGGUAGUCAAACAACCGCAAGUCUUUUGUCUGCCCUUACCUACCAUCUUUUGGGAGACAAAAACACCUAUACCCGGCUCACUACUGAAAUACGCAGUUCGUUCAAGGAUGAAGAUGAAAUCUGCUCAAAAUAUGUAGCUAAACUCCCAUUUCUAAAUGCCUGUAUCGAGGAAGCUCUGCGUAUCUUUCCACCUGCACCGAUUGGGUUGCCGAGGACUGUCCCUAAGGAGGGGGCCCUCAUUGACGGACAUCUAGUACCAGGCGGAGUGACGGUGUCCGUCGUAUCAUGGAGUGCAACACAUAAUGCGGCCAACUUUCAGGAUCCUGACAGCUUUUCCCCUAAUCGUUGGAUUGACAAGGACAAGCACCACGGAGAUACAAGGGCAGCAUCCCAACCAUUUGGGCUUGGUCCUCGAGCCUGUAUUGGCAAAUAUCUAGCGUACCUCGAGGCACGGCUUAUCAUUUGUCGCUUACUGUGGAAUUUUGAUCUCGUGCCAGCAGACAGUAUGACUCAGUGGGACCCGUCUGGAGAGAUGAAAUAUAUGAAGACAUUCACAGUAUGGCAGGACAUUAUCCUGAACACUAAAGCUGUCCCGGUUGAAAGGUGCUAA
This is a messenger RNA of Aspergillus alliaceus, 1518 nucleotides long. RefSeq names its product cytochrome P450. Gene Ontology annotation, molecular function: oxidoreductase activity, acting on paired donors, with incorporation or reduction of molecular oxygen; iron ion binding; heme binding. The coding region runs from base 1 to 1518 and encodes 505 amino acids. The record is from RefSeq and is a predicted model, not a curated record. NCBI's taxonomy places the organism in Eukaryota, Fungi, Ascomycota, Eurotiomycetes, Eurotiales, Aspergillaceae. The transcript has 7 exons.